Molecule: messenger RNA, 1143 nt
Organism: Penicillium verhagenii
Lineage: Eukaryota; Fungi; Ascomycota; Eurotiomycetes; Eurotiales; Aspergillaceae
Product: TFIIH/NER complex subunit TFB4
Exons: 2
Coding region: 1-1143 (380 amino acids)
Biological process (GO): regulation of DNA-templated transcription; nucleotide-excision repair
Cellular component (GO): transcription factor TFIIH core complex; transcription factor TFIIH holo complex
Source: RefSeq, a predicted model, not a curated record
AUGAAUUCCGUCGAUGCUUCCGAGCAUUACGACCUAGGAGCCACAGAUCUCGCUCCGUCUCUUCUUACUAUCAUUCUUGACACAAAUCCACACGCUUGGGCCGCCCUCGAAAAAUCACUCUCCCUCUCACAAGCCGUCGCAAACAUCCUCGUCUUCAUCAAUGCCCACCUAGCCUGCAACUACGCAAACGAAGUUGCUGUCGUCGCAUCCCACAGCCAAAAAGCAGCAUGGCUCUACCCGGUUCUCAGCACUACGCACGAGUCCGCAGACCGCGAAGGUGACGUCGCGAUGAACGUCACAAACGGCGAAGCACCCACAAGUCAAACAAACAAAUACCGGCCUUUCCGUUUAGUCGAAGAGCAAGUCACAACCAACCUUCAAAAUCUACUUGAUUCCACAACCAGCGAUGACAUCCGCGAGAAUAUGUCAACCAUGAUAGCCGGUGCGUUGACACUAGCCCUCAGCAAUAUCAACCGGCGAACAAUCGCUUGGGCCGAGGAGCACGGGGGUAAAGAGUUAGACGACGCAGCAGGUGAAGGGGCAGGAGGUAGAGCGGGUGGCGGCGGUGGCCCAGGAGCAUCGAACAGAUAUGCUGCUGAUGAUGACGAGCGGUUGCAGAGCCGCAUCUUGAUUCUGUCGGUCAGCGGAUCUGGCGACUCGGCGCAUCAGUACAUCCCCGUGAUGAACAGCAUUUUCGCAUGCCAGCGUCUCCACAUCCCCAUCGACGUAUGCAAGCUUAGCGGCGACGCGGUGUUCCUGCAGCAGGCCUGUGACGCCACCAAGGGCGUCUACAUGUCCCUGUCAGAGCCGAGGGGUUUGCUACAAUACUUGAUGAUGGCCUUCCUGCCUGACCAGCGUUCUCGUCGGCAUCUUGUAUUGCCGACGCGAGUGGAUGUGGAUUUCCGUGCUGCGUGCUUUUGCCAUCGUCGCGUCGUGGAUAUCGGGUUUGUAUGUUCGAUUUGUUUGAGCAUAUUUUGUGAGCCGCCGCCUGAUAAUAAUUGUUUGACUUGUGGGACAUCUUUGGGUGCAGGCGACUAUGGUUUGAAACCGGCGCUGAUUCCGAGGAAGAAGAAAAAGAAGAAGCGGGUGAAUGGGGCCUCGGCGGCUGGAACGCCUAUGUCUACUCCUACGCCUGGUCCUUAG